AUGGUAACGGGCGAUCAUCCAAUCACCGCGCUUGCCAUCGCCAAAGGUGUAGGAAUUGUCAGCGACGAUUCAGAAACAGUGGACGAUAUUGCUUUACGACUGGGCAUUUCGAGAGACGAGGUGGAUCCGAGACAAGUUCGAGCGAUCGUUGUGCAUGGCUCUGAUCUGCGAGAAAUGGAUUCAGACCAGUUGGACGAUGUUCUAGCGAAUCAUGCCGAAAUCGUAUUUGCCCGCACGUCACCCCAGCAGAAGCUGAACAUCGUCGAGGGCUGUCAGCGGCUUGGCGCCAUCGUCGCAGUCACCGGCGACGGGGUCAAUGAUUCACCUGCUCUGAAAAAAGCUGAUAUAGGAAUCGCGAUGGGAAUUUCAGGAAGUGAUGUCAGCAAGCAAGCUGCUGAUAUGAUAUUACUGGACGAUAACUUUGCUUCGAUAGUCACCGGCGUUGAAGAAGGCCGCCUGAUUUUUGAUAAUUUGAAAAAGUCAAUUGCAUAUACAUUGACGAGCAACAUUCCCGAAAUCAGCCCUUUUCUUUUAUUCAUGUUGGUCAACAUUCCUCUUCCUCUUGGAACAGUAACGAUUUUGUGUAUCGACCUGGGAACCGACAUGGUAUAUUUUUUAUACUUCUAA
Messenger RNA from Soboliphyme baturini, 627 nucleotides. The record is from the annotation of a GenBank genome assembly. Lineage: Eukaryota; Metazoa; Nematoda; Enoplea; Dioctophymatida; Soboliphymatidae.